Messenger RNA from Gregarina niphandrodes, 2343 nucleotides. RefSeq names its product chitinase. The transcript has a single exon. Gene Ontology annotation, molecular function: chitinase activity. NCBI's taxonomy places the organism in Eukaryota, Apicomplexa, Conoidasida, Eugregarinorida, Gregarinidae. The coding region runs from base 1 to 2343 and encodes 780 amino acids. Gene Ontology annotation, biological process: cell wall macromolecule catabolic process; chitin catabolic process. The record is from RefSeq and is a predicted model, not a curated record.
AUGGGAGAGCAUGUGCAUGUAGGAGCGUGCAUGUGGAAAUCGUUCGGGAUAUUUGCAGCCGCAACGUCCGCGGUCGGAACCGCGGACGUGGUGAGCGAUUGCCAAGCCGCGAUAAAAACGGCCCCCGUGUCUGAAACGUACCGUGACUACUGUGGCACGGCUUGUACCACCUGGGGCUCGAACUACGGAGCCGCCUUCUGUGGCGUAGAGGUGACGUCCGACCUGAGUGUGUUACUCUCCUGUCUCGAGAAAAUGGAGGUCGCCUGUGCCGGCGCCUCCAAGGGUGGUGACACCGGAACUACCCCCGGCCCGACCACGUCCUCGGCGACCACGACCCCGCCAACGACGUCCAAGGCGACGACCCAGACCACGUCCAAGGCCACGACCCAGACCACGUCCAAGGCCACGACCCAGACCACGUCCAAGGCCACAACCCAGACCACGUCCAAGGCCACGACCCAGACCACGUCCAAGGCCACAACCCAGACCACGAGCUCAACGUCCGCGACCACGGCCCCUCCGGUCCCCGGGCCGACUGACGCAUGCGAAGUGGCUACGACCUGCGCAUACGACGUAGGCGCCACGACGUGUCCGUACGCCUGCGACUCGGGCAACUCCUUCACCACGACGACUACCAAGGCGACUACGGGAACUACCAAAGCGACUACGGGAACUACCAAGGCGACUACGGGAACUACCAAAGCGACUACGGCGACUACCAAAGCGACUACGGCGACUACCAAAGCGACUACGGCGACUACUAAAGCGACUACUAAGGCUACCACGGCUACGACGGCGAGCAGUGGAGACGGUUCGGCGAGUGGGUUCGCGAUUGAGUUUCCGUCGGACGCGGCGGCGACGCCGAUAUCGGGUCCAACGGGUCCUUCGGGGGAGUGUGUUUGGAGUUAUAGCGGGGGUGAAUAUUCCGCCGGAUCGUACGCAGGUGUUGGCAACAAGGUGUAUAAGGCUAGUCAGUGGGCGGGUACUUCGGAUGUACCUGGACAGUCGGCGGUUUGGCAGGCGGCAGGUGAGUGCACUGGUACAGCUCCGGCGGUGUUGACUCUGGCGGAUAUGACGGCGCAGGCUGACGCUAAUGUGCCUAGGACCUUCUUCGAUGCGUGGACACCACGACUGCCUAGUCGACAGGAGACUGAGGCAGUAGAAGCUAAGUUGGAGAGCGACGCAAAUAUUAAAGCGUUACGAGAUGCGGCCAGAGUGUUGCCCCGGACGCAGAUAGAAGCGAUAACACCUGGCAGUGGUUCGAAUCCCGAGAAUGUCAAGAGAGUGGAAACCUUCGUUACUCCCGAAACGUGGGACCAAAUGUUCCCCUUCCGUCACCAAGCUUACAGCUACGAAAAUUAUCUAAAGGCAGUAGGUGCAUUCCCCGAUUAUUGUAAGACGUAUGAUGAUGGUCGCGAUUCGGAUACCAUAUGCAAGAAGCUAGUAGCUGCCUCCUUUGCACAUUACGCCCAGGAAACUGGUGCGAAUGCUCCUGCCUGGACAAUUGAUCAAAACGAACUGAAUGACGGUGUUCAUAAAAACCCUGGUGCUGCAGCCUAUUUCAAACCUGGAGAAGCCGUUCCGACGUACCUUCAGGGCCUUUAUUGGGUCCGUGAGGCUGCUUUCCAAAAUGGUGGAGGCGACCCGGAAAGUGUGACGGAAAGUACCUAUGAAGCCUGCGAUCCCCAGAGCAACCAACCUUGGAGUAUUUUCUUCCCUUGCUCAGAUGCCGUGACGUAUUACGGCCGAGGCUCCAAACAAUUAUCGUGGAACUACAACUAUGGACUCUUCUCCAGAGCCAUGUUCAACGAUGUUUCCACAUUACUGAACGAGCCCCGACAGGUGGCUGAUACUUGGCUCAAUUUCGCCUCGGGUAUCUGGUUCGCAGUCACUCCUCAACCCCCUAAACCUCCCAUGACCUGGGCACUUGAUGGUACUUGGACCGGUAGUGAUGUCGACCGAGCCGCCGGCCUUGCUCCCGGCUUUGGGGCCACAAUCGAGAUCAUAAAUGGAGGCUAUGAAUGUCGCGGGGAAUCAGCACAAGCAGCAAACCGUAUUAAAGCCUACCAGGCCUUUAGCAAACUCUUCGGCCUAACCAUCCCGGCAGGCGAACCCAAUGAGUGCUCAGGCUCCACAGGAUUCCCAAGCAACUCACCAGCCGCAGUCCAGUUCUAUUGGAAUAAAGACUGGAGCAACUUUGGCAGCUGCAAACAAGGUAACGAACAAAGCCCAUUCACAGUCGUAACACCUGGCGACUACGCACGCUGCGUUGACUUCUAUUACCGCUCACACACCAUCUAUCAAGGCAAAGAAAUACUUACCAAUGGCGAUACGGUCUGGUAG